Saccharomyces cerevisiae S288C is the source of this 312-nucleotide messenger RNA. RefSeq lists its product as uncharacterized. The transcript has a single exon. The record is from RefSeq and is marked reviewed. Lineage: Eukaryota; Fungi; Ascomycota; Saccharomycetes; Saccharomycetales; Saccharomycetaceae. Bases 1 to 312 code for a protein of 103 amino acids.
AUGCGAAGCGCAGACUUCUCUAAUCCGCGGAUCUUGUCAAAUUUAAUGAGCAAGUCUGAAAAGGAAAAGAGAGCGAUCAUUAUUUUUAAUUGUCGCUUAAACAAAGGAUUAUAUGUCACUUCUGCAUGCGUUUCACGCUCUGUUUUUAGAUGCUGCAAACAGGAACCUCUUAUAGAAUUUGUAUCCCCAAAAAUGAUAGCAUUUGUUCAAAUAGAUGGACGCUAUUUGACAAAAAUGUUAACAUGUGACAUUCACGUCAGAAAAGAGGCCAAAGAAGGAAGAGGGUACCAGCAAAUACAUAAACUUUCCUAA